Messenger RNA from Chrysoperla carnea, 2048 nucleotides. Its product is annotated as c-Myc-binding protein. NCBI's taxonomy places the organism in Eukaryota, Metazoa, Arthropoda, Insecta, Neuroptera, Chrysopidae. Bases 226 to 627 code for a protein of 133 amino acids. Gene Ontology annotation, molecular function: transcription coactivator activity. The transcript has 3 exons. Gene Ontology annotation, cellular component: nucleus. The record is from RefSeq and is a predicted model, not a curated record. Gene Ontology annotation, biological process: regulation of DNA-templated transcription.
CCCUAAUGAUAAGCACCGAGCACGUAUGGGCCAGUAAAGGUACGAGUGUCAAAGAUUUGACAUCGCAUACGAAGCGAAAAUAUUUCGGUGAAUUUGCACAAAAAAUUUAAGAUUAGAAAUUCUUAUCAAUUUUUCGAUAAUUUUAUAUCGAUAUGAAUUAAAAUUUUUACAAAUUUUCGAUUAAAAUUUUUUUUUGACGAAUUCUAUUUUUGAUUAGUUUUUACAAUGACAGCUUUUAAGCCUACAGAUGUUAAACGUGAAGAGUUUAGAAAAUAUUUAGAACGUUCUGGCGUUAUGGAUACGCUUACAAAAAUACUAGUCAAUCUUUACGAAGAAUCUGAGAAACCUGCCGAUGCCUUAUCUUAUCUACGAAACAAAUUAAGUUUAACAGCUGGUGAUCCCAACGAUACUAUCGAAGGUUUACGAGAGCGCAUAGAAAAUUGUUUACUACAUUUACAACGUUUUGAAAUGGAAAUAGCACAAUUAAAAGGUGUACAAUAUGUACCAACAAAUCCUUCACAAUUUACGCUACAACCACCACCGCCACCAUCAACAAAUCAAAAAUCAGAUGUUCCACCACCUACGGACGGGUCCGUAACUGUAGAUCAAGAAUCUACAACCAAAUAAGAAAAAGGAUCACUAUUCAUAACAUUUACAUUAUGCUUAAACAAUAGUUCCGUCCACACAUCACUACAAAAUCAGAAUCAAAUCAUCAGGAAUACGUAACUUAAUCAAAAAAAUGUGCAAUAGUAGUAUUUCAAAAUUAAAAAAGGAAAAAAAGGCCACUCCAUACAUCUUAUCUCGUUUUGUAAUUACUUCAAUUUUAUUUCAAAAAAUGUACAAAAAAAGCCACCCAUAUUUCAUUCAUUUCAUAUAAAGUUUUAAUCGUACUCCCCCAAUCGCUCAUCCUUUAUUUCAAUUUCAAAGGGUACCCCAACAUGUGUAAAUAUAGUGGGACAAAUUAAGGAUGUUUCGUAAAAAAAAUUAUUCAAGUUUUUAUAAAAGCUAAGCCCUAUUUCCGCGCUAUUCAUCUUUCUUCUUGUAAAGAAUCAUUUCAAUUUUGAUGUCGUAGGAAAUCAUAACGUAUAAAAUCGCGGAAUUUCGAAUCCUCUUAUGAAAAUUUUGACCAAAAAAUUUUACUCUUGUAAUGACUUCUUUAUUUGAAAAGUUAUCAGAUCCAAUCGGUAAAUAGUUGUGGCAUUUUAUUUUAACCUUUGUUUUUUUUAAACUUACAAUCUUAUUAAAUUUUUAUUCACCUCUAUUUUCUCACCCCGUCUACUCUUAUUCACAUUCAUAAAAACAUAUCUCUGAACUAUGUCCACUAGGUGGUAUUUGAUUUAACCCUUGUGGGUGUGUGACGAGGUGCCUGGUAUCUUUACAUUUUCAAUUAAACGAAAAGUUCACGCAUUUUAAAUAGCUGUAGUUUUCUGAAAGCUCUCUUUUUAUGGUUUAACCCCGUCAACUCAAACACAAUAUUUUGAAGAAAAUAAAACAUUUUUUAUCUCCAUAGUAGGGUGAAAAGGUACCCGGGUCAACUAUAUAUCACUCUGAUGAAGUUCUUUUUUUUUUGUCACUCACAUAAAGGUUAAACUCCUACCCCUAGCUCAAUCCUUUUUCAUUUCGAAAAAUCAUUUCAUUUUUUUCAUCUUAAUAUUUUGUACUUAGUACAUUUCAUUUACAAAUUUCACUGUAUUUUGUAGACCCCAUACUCCAUUCCUCUUUAAUUUCUUACCUUUUUUUUAUAAUUGGAUAAUUAUUUUCUCUCCCUUGGAUAUAAUUUCAAAAAAUUAAGAAAGAAGCUUCUUUUUUUUGUUGAAAACAACCUUCCCUCUUCAUCCUUUUAAAUCCAAAAAUUAAUAAUUAUGACCCAGUUAAUACCAUAACAUUGUAUAUAUUUGGGGGUAAAUCAUUUAAAACUUAUUGGACGCCUUUAAAUCAUCCCCGCUUUUAUUUCAUCCCAAACGUCUUUAUUUUGAUAAUAAAAUAUCAAUAAAAUGACCUCUUAAUGGCGUAGUGGCGGUGAAAAUUUUUAAUAAAUGACAUUAUUG